GAUUUCAAACUUCACAUCAUAUCACGGACAUCGACGAUGACAAUAGUCUUCGGCCCUUGAGACAAGCAAGUGGCUGUGUGGGGGGACAAGAUUUUUCAACUCACGGGGAGAGCAAGUUCUCAGUUGUUAUGGAUCACCCUCUUUCUUGGCUGGUUUGUUUAUAUGUAGUUGUGUGUACCCUGGUAAUAUAUGGGUGUUCAGUAACCUACGGUAUAAUCUUCCCAUCGAUUUUAGAAGAAUUCCAAGCUAGCAGAGCCGUUACAGCGUUCCCAGGAGCCAUUGCCCUCGCCUUUUCUGGGAUGUUUGGACCUUUCGGCGGCCAUCUUACCGACCGCUAUGGAUGCCGGGUAGUAUUCAUGAGCAGUAGCCUAAUUACCAUAAUAGGGCUCGUCUCAUCCUCGUUCGUGCCUAACAUCGUCUUGCUUUACUUCACGUAUGGUUUCAUGAACGGAAUAGGAAGUAAUCUCAUUUACAUAAGCUCCAUGAUGGUGCCAGCCCUCUACUUCAAACGCAGGCGCAUGCUUGCCACAGCUAUCGUCUCCACUGGCCCAGGAGCGAGCCUUUUUAUCAUGAGCCCUAUUGUGGAAGCUAUUCAUAAAGUUUUGGAUUGGCGCAAGACACUACUAUGCUUAGCUGGCCUGUGUCUCGUUCCCUGCCUGGGUGGCUGGGCCUUGAGAGAAAAGAAUAAGAAAGUAGAGCAGACCAUUGCGCAAAGGGGGUCCUCAGAGCGCAGAUGCCGGUCCUCGUGUGAUUGUUCGGUUCUGAGGAAUCCCAUGUUUGUGCUAUGCACAGCGAUGACGUCACUAGCAGUCCUUGGUCACUGUAUGCCUAUAGUACAUUUGGCCAAACAUUGCGCGGAGCUGGGCAUAUCAAGUGACCUGUCGUCCUGGCUGUACUUCGCCAUCGGUCUCUCGUCCUUGAUUGCACGGAUGUGCUGUGGCAAGCUUGCCGGGACGGGCUGGAUCUCUUUGCCUCGACUCUUCCAGUUUGGAGUCUUCGGACUAGCGCUAGGCAAUCUACUGUUGCCACUAGCAACAGACUUCCCAUAUUUGGUCAUGUAUAGCGUCUCGUAUGGGUUUGGAGAGGGGUUCUUUUUCACGCCCAUUUAUUGCAUUAUUCUUGAGUCUUUACCGACGGAGCGUCGCGGGCUUGAUUUUGGGAUAUUCCUGUUGUUUAUCUCUAUGCCCUAUGUAUUUGGACCAUCUCUUUCAGGUUUAAUCGCAGAUGUGAGCGGGACUGGGUACACAAACUCGUUCUACACGGCAGGGGCGAUAGAGGUCGUCGCUGGAUGUGUGCCUUUUCUCAUUCCAUUCAUGCCUGUCACGCGUAGGAACAUGAUAUAACAAUGUAUUUUACAUAGACUAUAUAUAUUAAAUAUUCUUACAAGUAUAGUUCUAGACUUAAGGAAAAAAUAAAGACUAAUAAAUUAACUUAAAACGCUACAUUAUAACACACACACUCGCCGGCAGUCCAUCAAUAAAUCUUGCAAACACAUUUUGAGUCACGUCUUUGUUAGUAUUUACGAGAUCUGGGUUACACAAUUCAGCUCCAUGUUUUGAUAUUGACUUAGGGAUAUUGCCCUAAACUUCUCGUUCUUGACUUUCAACGACUCAUCUUUGACAUACUCUCUGCGCAGACCGACUGGCUUAAUCAAAUCAGAGUCCAGUAUUUAUGAUAAAUAAAUAAAAGAGUUCACAAGUCCGGUAACAUAAGAGUUUGUAGAACCUAUUGUUCGUUUUCUAGAAUUUCUAAAUUGUUCUUGAAAAAUAUGCACAACUAUUUAACCUAUCAAAACAUCAUCUUCAAAUAUUGUGUGCCUUUUCUUAUUCCAUUCAUGCCCACUGCUAGCCGCAAAGAGGAAAUAACUGUCAAUGAGGAACUUAUCGUCUAUGAAAAGGAGUCUGUUGUAUGACGAAUUUCUGUCACAAUUUCUAUUCACUAGUCACAAUAAGAAAAUAUAUACGCUUUUGUUAUUAAAAUUAAAUAAAUAAAUAUGUUGGGCCUCUUGCCAGCACUUUCAUGACUUC
This is a messenger RNA of Nematostella vectensis (starlet sea anemone), 2027 nucleotides long. RefSeq names its product monocarboxylate transporter 12. Gene Ontology annotation, biological process: transmembrane transport. Bases 129 to 1343 code for a protein of 404 amino acids. The record is from RefSeq and is a predicted model, not a curated record. Gene Ontology annotation, molecular function: transmembrane transporter activity. The transcript is spliced from 4 exons. NCBI's taxonomy places the organism in Eukaryota, Metazoa, Cnidaria, Anthozoa, Actiniaria, Edwardsiidae.